GUGAAUUGAAAGGGAAAACCAGGUUACAUCAACAAAAAAGGAGGCCUAAAGUUGAUGUGUUUAUCUUACUCUAAUAUCAUAUUUUUUUUUUAAAUUUUAUAUCCCAAACAAAUAUCGUUAAUGAUAAUAAUAAUAAUGAUACUAUUGUCAAUAUUAACUGUCAUUCGGCAGAAUAAUUGUAAGUACCUAACAACUACAAUGAGAACAUUAGGUCUAUAUUAUUAAAACAAAGGUACUUGUACUUUAACAUUAUUGAAUUAUUUCCAAAUUUUAUUAAUAUGUUACAUCAAAUAAAUCAAUUAUUUGUAAUCCCAAUUAUUAACAUUGAUUACGUAACAACCAAAUUAUUUAUUCAAGAUACAUAAAUUCACACCUUUCAAAAGGUUUAUUAAUUAACUUUGAAAUGUAUAUUUCAGUAGUGAAUCAUGUCCUAAUGAAAUUUUUUUUUAAAAAAAAUGAAAGUGUCAAUGAGCUUGUAAAUAUCUACUUACUAUUGAUACAAUGUACAUAUUCAUUCAUGAUAAAUUAUAAUUAGACAAUAAUUGGAAUUAAUUUCAUAAAUAAAACUAACUUGCUCUAGUAAUUUAACAUAACAAUAAAGGUAUUGUAUGGAAAUGGAAAUUAGGCUCAAACUACCAGAACAAUUUCAUCUACAUUUUGUAUAAUGUAUUUAAAGAUGAAUCUAUUGUUUUGUUUUCUUCAAAAUAUUUUAUCUUGUAUUAUAUUGCUUCACUAUGAGUUUUAUACCGUGAAAAGUGAAAAUAGAGUAGCAAUUCAAAAUAAUGGGGAGAAAUUUUCCCGAUUCAAAUCAUUUUUUGACAUAUCGCCAGAUUAUCUCAAAUGGUCGGAGAAUCAACGUGUACAACUAGAAUCGAUUACAAAUAAUCUAGCAUCAAACAAAACGACUCACGUUAUGGGACCUUUAAUCAAUCCAUUAGAGCAAUCUUCGGUAACUCACAGUGAUUUUAGACACAGUGCGAAUAAACGAACAUCGAAGCAAGCACCUGAUGAGAAUAAAAAUGAUAUUAAUUCUGAUAUCGAAAAAGCAAACUCUAGUUCCGUGAUCGAUGAAUCUAAUGAGGGUAAUAUUACUGCAUCUAUUGUAGUCUAUUCAGGAACAACGUCAGUUAUAUUAGCACUACUAACAGCCAUAGUUAGUUUUAUCACAAUUGUUGGAAACAUACUAGUUCUUAUUUCUUUUUUUGUGGAGAGAGCAUUACGAACAGCAUCAAAUUACUUCAUAGCUUCAUUAGCUGUUACAGAUGUACUGAUUGGAUUUUUUUCAAUGAAUUUUUAUACUUUAUACCUUCUUCUUGGACGGUGGCCAUUAGGAAGACUUUCAUGUGAUUUGUGGCUAAGUUUAGAUUAUACAGCCUGUUUAACCUCCCAAUACACAGUACUAAUUAUCACCAUUGACAGAUUUUGUUCAGUUCGUAUACCUGCAAAGUACAGAAACUGGAGGACUGAAAGAAAGAUUCUUAUACUAGUUGCUGUUACGUGGAUUAUACCAUCAUCUGUAUUUUUUACCACAAUAAUGGGUUGGCCUUACUUCCACACUGACGGCAAUCCUAGACCAGAUGAUGAAUGCUAUGCAGAAUUUGCAACGGACCCUAUCUUCAACACCGUUUUUACCGUGUGUUAUUUUUGGGUUACUUUGUGUGUGAUGCUAGUUUUAUAUGUUGGUAUAUAUCGUGUAGCUGCUGAUUUACAGAAGCGUAGUGACGAAAAACGAAAUCGUGUUUCCGGCCUUAUUACUAAUAAUGUACAAAAUAAUAAAACAACCACGCAGAUGCUGUUGAACAACCAGAGAGCUUCAUCUCACGGUUUGAACCAAAAACCCACAAAUAAUCAUAACUAUCCGCAUAAUAGUAGUAUUGGCGGUUUAGGAGAUUCGUCGGGUUUCGAUUCAGACGAAGGUAAAUCAGACCCUGUAAGACAAAAUACUUUAUCGAAAACAACCAAACUUGGGGAAAAGCAGAACAGACAGAUCACAAAAGUAUCAGCUGAACCACAAACCGAGAAAGCUUUUGUUGCAUUGCCGAGAAUUGAAGCUAGAUGUGACAUUCAACCAAGUAUGCUAGGAGCAACUGGUAUUAUUCCUACGAAAACAAAAAUUCGCGAUUUAUCUAAAGCUAAUCCUAAUCGUUUAAAUGAAGUUCCAGAAACCGAUCUAGGUUAUAGUUGUCCAACAUCCGUUAUGGUAAGUAAAAAUCUUGGCCUUGUAAUCAGUUCACCAGUUUUGACAGAUGACGAUAGCGGACUUGAAGUAAAUGACUGCCAAUCAGUUUCGCAGAAGAAAAAGCAAGAGUUACCUACACCACUAUCUUAUGAUUGUUUAAAUGAAAAAGAACCAAAUCCAGUGUCAGAAAAAGAGGAUCAAUCAGCCAACCAUAAGACAGAAUACAAAAAAGAAAGAAAAAGUGAAACACCCAUUGACUCAGAUUAUCAGAAUCGUGUUAUGGAACAAUUCAAACAAAGAAUGGCAGCUUUAGGUAAUCAGAAAACAACACCUCGAGUUACAGACCAUACAAAAGUAAAUAAUCCACCAUCCAAUCAAAGUUUGUUAAAAUGUAAGCAGGCUAACAACCACUCUCGAUUAACACUGAAUACUUCGAAUUUUUCUGAGUCAACGUCAUCAAAAGGUACUGAAAAUACUACAAAUAACACUCACAAUUAUGAUGCUCACACAACAGUUUAUUCUGCAAAUUCAAAAUCACAAUUCUGUAGAGGCAACAUAGAUUGUUGCAACUCUACAGAGUUAGACACUAACUUGCAAACACCAAUGUAUGUAAAUAACUCAUCUCCUAUCUGGAAAUCUCGCCCUAUGUGCUGUGAUGGAAUAGUGAGUGCACCAUGUUCAGUUAGGAGUUAUCAAUGUUCAAAUAGACGAAUUGAAGAAUGUAUGAGCCAGCAAGUAUGCGUAAUAUGUAUGCGUCAACAACAACAACAACAGGAUUCCGAUACAUUACAAUCAAGUUCCAGUUUUGGAGAUUUCGGGGGUCCAGUUGUAUGUGAUGAAAAAUGUCUAUGUUAUUCUCAAGAUUUUGAUAAUCAGAAAACAUUAAAUAUUUCUGUCGGAGCACGUUUAUUAUUUUAUGUACAAUCAAUUAAGUUAAAAGUGAAUAAAGAAAGUAUUGUAGAGCACGUUAAAAAAACAUUUAUACGUAGAAAAUCAAAACACAAAAAUAUUGAACGUGGUCGACGUGAAAAUCGUGCACGUAAAGCAUUAAGAACAAUCACAUUUAUUAUGGGUGCUUUUGUUAUAUGUUGGACACCUUAUCAUAUAGUGAUUAUGAUUAAAGGUAUAUGCGAUGAUAUUCAAAAAAAAUAUACCUGUGUAAAUGAUAUAUUCUAUAGUGUAACUUAUUGGUUAUGUUAUAUGAAUUCACCUAUUAAUCCAUUUUGUUAUGCAUUAGCAAAUGCACAAUUUAAAAAAACAUUUCUACGUAUAUUUCGUGGUGAUUUUAGAAGAUUAUAAUGAAGCAGUACAUAAUAAAGUGAAUUAAUGUGCAUUUCUAUUCUACUGAUAAGAAUGCCUUUUAUUUUCUUUGAUAUUACAAAUGUAUAUUAUAAACAUGUUACUAUGCUUAUCAUCUUUAAACGUUAAUUUUUUUUCUUUUUUUUUAAUAAAUCAUUCAAACAUCGAAUUAGUUACUAUCCUAAAUCAUUAUUCAUUUAAUAACAUAGAAAUAAUUGAAAUAUGAAUGUAUAAUAAACCUUAAUUGCUUUAUAUUUAUCUUUUGUUCUGUUUCUUUUUUAAUAAUCCCAGUGCUGUAUUAUUCUUGAUUAAUAUUUUGAAUAUAUGAAAAGUAAAUUGAUUUGUUAAUUCAAUUAUUGUUACCAAGGAAACAUUAGCUAUUAGUCAAACUGAUAUGGAUUAGAAACAGUUAAAACUAUGUACAAAAUUUUACGAAUUUCUUCUUUUUUUUCAUUUUUUAAUGCAAAGUUUCGAUUGACUAUUUUUUGACAUAAAUUUCUUUGUAAAUGAUGUUGUUUGCUUUCGUUUGUUUGUUUCGUUAACUCCACCUGGAGCUCCUCUAGUGCUUCUUUUUUUUCUUUUGGCUGUAUAAUUUUGUUGUAACACUUGAGAAUUAUGUAAAUGAAUAAUUUUAAUAAACUAAAAGUUUAAUAAUUAUGACUUAAAUUUUAAAUUUUCAUUUACGUGAAAAUUUAAUAACAUAUUACAUUUAUUAACUUAUUAGAAUGAAUAAAGAUAUUAGAGUAACCAGACUAAAAACUAAAGAAUAUCAGAGUGAACAGUUAUUUUUAAUAAUUUCAUCAUUAAGCCCUACAGCUGUAAAUCCAAUAUUAUUGUAAUAUUGUACGCCUGUAAUGCCUCAUGGAGGAGUAUAGGGCGCCCACCAGCUUUCUCUAUCCAACCCUGUCCUGGGCAAUCCUUUCCUGUUUUUUGCAGUUAUUAUUCAUCCUAUUCGUAUCUGCUUCCAAUUCUCGACGUCGUGUGUCCUACGGCCUUCUUCUUUUCCACUUCCCUUCCAGAUUCCAAGUUAGAGCUUGCCUCGUGAUGCAGUUUGGU
This is a messenger RNA of Schistosoma rodhaini, 4534 nucleotides long. The record is from the annotation of a GenBank genome assembly. NCBI's taxonomy places the organism in Eukaryota, Metazoa, Platyhelminthes, Trematoda, Strigeidida, Schistosomatidae.